Panicum hallii is the source of this 2412-nucleotide messenger RNA. Its product is annotated as probable methyltransferase PMT26. Gene Ontology annotation, molecular function: methyltransferase activity. The transcript has 4 exons. The record is from RefSeq and is a predicted model, not a curated record. Lineage: Eukaryota; Viridiplantae; Streptophyta; Magnoliopsida; Poales; Poaceae. Gene Ontology annotation, cellular component: trans-Golgi network; cytoplasm; endosome. Bases 158 to 2233 code for a protein of 691 amino acids.
CAACAGUUUCCAGGAGACAUCCACCACCGACGCUGACAACGUCGGCGGCCAGUCCAACAAUAGCACCAAGGAGACACCGACAGAGUCAGAGGAGACUAGUGGUGGCGACGGCGGCACGGCCAAGAACCAGACGACCUUCGAAGACGCCAACGGCAAGAUGGAUGGUGUGCAGCCGGUGAAAGAAGACGGGAAGGACACUGAGAAGAACUCCGAUGAGGCUGCCAGCAGCGACAAGGUGGAAAGCACGGACGACAACACGAGCACCGACGCGGCAUCCAAGAACGCCACUUCCGGAGACCAGAACGUCGCGGCCGAGACCAUGGCCGCAUUUGCAGGUGCGGAUGGCACCAACGGCACGAUCACUCCACACACGGAGAACUUCGCGAUGAACAGCAGCGCCACAUCCGAAGACAAGAAACCGGCGGCUGGAGAUGGAGCCGCGGAGGAGAAGGCCGAGCUGCUGCCGAGCGGGCAGGCCGAGCUGCUGAACGAGACGGCGUCGGCGGUGGCGGAGAACGGCACGUUUCCGACCCAGGCGGCGGAGUCGAGCGAGGAGAAGGCGGAGCGCGCAAGCAAGAACAAAAAGAAAAAGAAGAAGAAGGGCAAGGACAAGGGCGCCUCCGGCGAGACGACGGUGGCGUACACCUGGAAGCUCUGCAAUGUGACCACCGGCGCGGACUACAUCCCGUGCCUGGACAACGAGGCGGCCAUCAAGAAGCUGAAGAGCAACAAGCACUAUGAGCACCGGGAGCGGCACUGCCCCGACGAUGCGCCGACGUGCCUGGUGCCGCUGCCGGAGGGUUACCGGCAGUCGAUCCCGUGGCCGUACAGCCGCGACAAGAUCUUGUACCACAACGUGCCGCACACGGGGCUGGCGUCGUACAAGGGGCACCAGAACUGGGUGAAGGUCUCCGGCGAGCACCUGACGUUCCCCGGCGGCGGCACGCAGUUCAAGCACGGCGCGCUGCACUACAUCGAGGUGAUCGAGGAGGCGCUCCCGGAGGUGGCUUGGGGGCGGCGCAGCCGCGUGGUGCUCGACAUCGGCUGCGGCGUCGCCAGCUUCGGCGGCUUCCUGUUCGAAAAGGACGCGCUGACGAUGUCGUUCGCGCCCAAGGACGAGCACGAGGCGCAGGUGCAGUUCGCGCUGGAGCGCGGCAUCCCGGCCGUCUCCGCCGUCAUGGGCACCAAGCGGCUCCCCUUCCCCGGCAACGUCUUCGACGUCAUCCACUGCGCGCGGUGCCGCGUGCCGUGGCACAUCGAGGGCGGCAAGCUGCUGCUGGAGGUGAACCGCCUCCUCCGCCCUGGCGGCCUCUUCGUCUGGUCGGCGACGCCCGUCUACCGGAAGGUUCCGGAGGACGUCGAGAUCUGGCACGCAAUGGCGGCGCUCACCCAGUCCAUGUGCUGGGAGAUGAUCAAGAGGACGAGCGACACGGUGGACCAGACCGCCAUGGUCGUGUUCAAGAAGCCGACGAGCAACGACUGCUACGACGCGAGGUCGCGCGCGGAGCCACCGCUGUGCGAUGCCUCCGACGACCAGAACGCGGCGUGGAACAUCACCCUGCAGGCGUGCCUGCACCGCGUGUCGACCGACCCGUCCGCCCGCGGCUCGCAAUGGCCGGCGCAGUGGCCGGACCGGCUGGCCACGACGCCGUACUGGCUGAGCGCCGACCAGGUGGGCGUCUACGGCAAGCCGGCGCCCGCCGACUUCGCCGCGGACCAGGAGCACUGGAGGAAGGUCGUCGAGAACUCGUACCUCGACGGCAUGGGCAUCGACUGGAAGAACGUCCGGAACGUCAUGGACAUGAGAGCCGUCUACGGAGGGUUUGCGGCGGCGCUCCGGGACAUGAAGGUGUGGGUGAUGAACGUGGUGACCAUCGACUCGCCGGACACGCUGCCGGUCAUCUACGAGCGCGGGCUCUUCGGGAUGUACCAUGACUGGUGCGAGUCCUUCAGCACCUACCCAAGGUCGUACGACCUUGUCCACGCCGACCACCUCUUCUCCAGGCUGAAGAGCAGGUGCAAGCUGCUGCCGGUGAUGGUCGAGGUGGACCGGAUCCUAAGGCCGGAGGGGAAGCUGAUCGUCCGCGACGACAUGGCGACGGUCCAGGAGGUCCAGAGCAUCGCAAGAUCUUUGCACUGGGAGGUGAGGAUGACAGUGUCGAAGCAGGGGGAGGGGCUGCUCUGCGUCGGGAAGACGAUGUGGCGGCCCAAGGAAGUUGAGACGCGGAGCUAGUUUGGUGACUGAUGACUGCAGCUGUUCUUCCAAAUGGUAGCACAUAGCAAAAUACAGAAUGGCAUUCCUGCCACAUUGCAAUAAUCAAGAUAGCCAUUGGGUUGUAUACAGUGUACCUGUUACCGAGUUUCGUAGCUGUAAGUACUAGCUCUAUUUACAUCAGUGUUUCAAACCUUAGU